CCAGAAUUAUUUCGCGGCGAAGACAAACAACAUUUCCACUUGCACAUCGCAAAGGAUCCGGCGCUGACUUGUUCUCGCCAUGCCAGCUCCCGCAGGUACCAAGCGCGUCAAGGGCAAGCGCAUAACUCGAAGCUUCAUCAUCGGAUCCGAAUCAUGGCCACUCGAUGACACCAACCGCCAUGAGGGCAUUCCCAAAGAUCACACCAAAGGCUGGCGUGUAUAUAUCAAGAACAUCGAAGGCGGGCCCGACAUCACGACAUGGCUACAGAAAGUGCAGUUCAAGAUCUUCCACUCGUACCCGAAUCCUCAUCGCAUGAUAGAUAAGUGCAAGGAUCAGUGCUUCGAGGUCCGCGAGACGGGCUGGGGCGGCUUCAAUAUCGACCUUCGGCUAUUCUUCCAACCCGUCGCGCACGAGAAGCCGCAGUACCGCCUGCAUUUCCUUCAGCUAGAGCCGUACGGGACAGAGGCAGACAAGCUCGAGCAAGUCGAGAAGAAGAUGGUGCGCAGCGAAAUUUGCGAAAUGAUAGAAUUCAAUGAGCCGACCGAGGCCUUUUUCAAUGCGCUCACAGACCCCAAGCAAUUCGACUAUCUGUCGAAGGACAAACAUAAGGGCAAGAAAGGCGUCGGCACAUUCGGGCUCGGAUAUAGUGUCGAACUUGCGGAACAAACGACACCGACAAAUCCAUAUACGAAGGAGCUGGAAAGAAAACAGGUGCAGACCUUUGAGGCAGCGGAGAAGGUGGUUGAAAGAUUGAUGAUCGAGGAGAAAGGGCAUACCGAGGAAAUGGCGAAGCGCAAAGCGGCGCUGAAAGAGGAGGAGCGAAAGGUGCUGGCGGAGCUGGAAACUGUGCGUGCCGCGAAAAGGGCUGCUGCGGCAUGAUGAAGCUCUGUAUGUUAUCACUUCCGAUUCAGGGGCGUUCUGGGGAUAGGCGUUCGUCAGAAAAGACGGGUAUACUACGUGGCAGCCUGGCGUCUCACACUACUAGGAAUCAUAUGAGAGUUGGUGCUUGUAAAUAUUUUAGUUCACAUCUCCAGAAAUAUACGCACUGUCUAAUUCCA
Messenger RNA from Pseudovirgaria hyperparasitica, 1059 nucleotides. RefSeq names its product yeats-domain-containing protein. The coding region runs from base 80 to 880 and encodes 266 amino acids. The transcript is spliced from 3 exons. NCBI's taxonomy places the organism in Eukaryota, Fungi, Ascomycota, Dothideomycetes, Acrospermales, Acrospermaceae. The record is from RefSeq and is a predicted model, not a curated record. Gene Ontology annotation, biological process: regulation of DNA-templated transcription.